CCUCAUCCCUGCAUUGCAUCAUUUAGACUUAAUGCUGGCGGCGACGGUGCCUCUCUGGUUCGCCGCACCAACACGAAACAUUUCCUGUUUAUCUUUCAUUUUUAAUCAAUUUUACCGUUUCUUUCUCCCGUCUCCGCCGCCUCUCUUGAAGAAGAAAGCUCCGUCGCUGGCCAGCUUCAUUGCCGCUCUUGAAUGAGCUAUUUGAUUUGGUUCAGAGGCUCUAGGAUCAACUGUGGAGAUGCCUUCAAAGUCAAAGAAGCAAUCCAAGGCGCCUUCCAGGCAAUCAAAUUCUGACCCAUCAGCUUCUCCCCGGACACCAUCUGUUUCUUCUCUAGAUUCAGAAGUAAGUGAAGAAGUUCUUAGGUGCUCUCUUCAAGAAGUUUCUAGGCGAUAUCCUUCUCUUAUUGGAAAAUCUGCUUUCAUUGGCCGAGUUAAUGAUGUUGACUUAGAAACCAGAGGCUGUAAAAUUUGGUUGUCAGAAAGUUCUAUGGUUGCUUCUUACCUUGCUCCUGGUUCAUUAGUAUCGGUCUCGCUUGUGGCUUUGAAGAAUGAACAUUCAAAUGGCUUUCCUCUAAGCUUGGUAACAGAUGAAUGUGCUAAAACCUGUGUUGUUGAUUUGGGCAAUGAAACUGCAAAAGAAGUUGGAAACUACUUUGCGCUUACUACAGUUUUUCCAUCUUGUAAGGUUUUGAAGAAUGGAGUGCGAUUGUCUUCAAACCUUUCAUACACACUGGGUUCUCCUGCUUCUGGCAGCACUGUGUUUGUUUAUCCUAUACAAAGUGAAUUUAAAACUGGUCUUGCAAGUGGGAGAGAAAAUGCACAUAAUCCAAAUGCUAAUUACCUCUCACUGCAUAGCUGCAAGCAAUUGCAUCUUGAGCUGACUUCUUUUAAGGACACAGUAAACACAAGCAAUGAUAUGUUUCCUAGAAUGGAGUUUCCUACAGAAAAAACUCAUGGUCGAUAUGAGAAUGGAAUAACAUCUUCCCCUAAGACACCAUUAUAUCAGCCAAAGCUGAGUUCUCCUCAUUCUAGUCAGUUAGCUUCACCAUUAAGUGAAGGGUCAGCAUCAAAUUUCUCAAAACCAAAUGGUUUAUAUGUUGAUUCAUUUGAUGUUAAAGAGAUAUUAAGGGAUGAAAGUUCUAAGAAGCUUCUAGAGACCUGUGCUGCUUCAUGGUUGUAUUCGCGUAAUCUACUCUGUGGAAAUAUUGUGGCCAUUCCAAUACUUUCUGAGCUUUGCAUUUUCCGUGUGAGAGGUGCUGGUAUCACUAAUCAAGAUUUGAAGAAUGGAAGUCAUCAUAGUUUGCCCACACAGAAUCUUGAAUCUAUGGAGCAUGUAGAUAAUGCUUUUGUUGUAGACCAUGAGACUAAAGUGUACUUAUGUUUAUCAUCAGAUUUGUCAUCUGAAACUCUUGCUGAAAGACCUUCACCGUGUCUGCAACUUGACCUUGAAGAAGUGGAAACCAUUAUAGAGCAUGAUAUUUCAGAAUUGGGUGGCUUGUCUAAAGAAUAUGCUGUAUUGAAGGAAAUUAUUUCCUCAUCUGUGAAGAAUGAUUUGUCAAGUUUUGGUUUACAAACUACGAAGGGAGUGCUUCUUCAUGGCCCACCUGGAACGGGAAAGACUUCUUUGGCUCGGUUAUGUGUCCGUGAUGCUGGUGUCAACCUUUUCUAUGUAAAUGGGCCUGAGAUUGUUAGUGAAUAUUAUGGAGAAAGUGAGCAAGAAUUGCUCAAAGUUUUUGAGUCAGCUACACAGGCUGCACCUUCUGUGGUAUUCAUUGACGAGUUGGAUGCCAUUGCUCCUGCACGAAAAGAAGGAGGUGAACAGCUAUCUCAAAGAAUGGUUGCUACUUUGUUGAAUCUGAUGGAUGGGAUCAGUAGAACUGAGGGAGUGCUUGUGAUUGCUGCUACCAACAGACCUGAUAGCAUCGAGCCUGCACUUAGACGGCCUGGAAGACUUGGCAGGGAACUUGAGAUUGGCGUGCCAUCUCCAAAGCAACGACUGGAUAUACUACAUACCCUUCUCAGUAAAAUGGACCACUGUAUUUCAGAUAUGCAAGUUCAGCAACUUGCUAUGGCUACACAUGGCUUUGUGGGUGCUGAUCUAGCAUUCCUUUGUAAGGAGGCAGCCCUAGUUUGUCUUAGACGUUAUGCAAAAUUUAAAGUUUCUUGUCCAGGUUUGGAUUCUUGUGGAAUGCCAAUUACGUACCAUAAAAUGGAAGGAAUGGAAUGUGGAAGUGAUUUAAGAGACAUUUUGAUUAGUUGUUCAGACUCUGCAUCUUCUUGCAAAACAGAUUUGCCUGAUUCUGCUGAGACAGCCUCACAAAUAACAGCUAGUAUCCAGACUGGUAUUAGUGAUAUUUCUGAAGGGAUGUCUUUAGUGAAAGAAAAAUGCCUGCUAAGAUUGGCUUUUGAAGAUUUUGAAAAAGCCAGGAUGAAAGUGAGACCUAGUGCCAUGCGUGAGGUCAUACUUGAGGUUCCAAAAGUUAAUUGGGAAGAUGUUGGCGGUCAAAGGGAGGUCAAAAAUCAGUUAAUGGAAGCUGUUGAAUGGCCUCAAAAACACCAGGACGCAUUCAAGAGGAUUGGUACACGGCCUCCCACAGGGGUGUUGAUGUUUGGACCUCCUGGUUGUAGCAAAACCCUCAUGGCUCGUGCUGUAGCUUCUGAAGCUGGAUUGAAUUUUCUGGCAGUGAAGGGUCCAGAACUUUUCAGCAAAUGGGUUGGUGAAUCUGAGAAGGCAGUGAGAUCCCUUUUUGCAAAGGCAAGGGCUAAUGCUCCAUCAAUCAUAUUUUUUGAUGAAAUUGAUAGCCUUGCCGUAAUUCGUGGGAAGGAAAGUGAUGGGGUUUCAGUUUCUGAUAGAGUCAUGAGUCAACUUCUUGUUGAGUUGGAUGGUUUGCAUCAAAGAGUUGAUGUUACUGUUAUUGCAGCUACUAAUCGGCCAGACAAGAUUGAUCCUGCCCUUUUAAGACCAGGUCGCUUCGAUCGAUUGUUAUAUGUUGGACCACCAAACAAGAAUGAUCGUGAAGAUAUAUUCCAUAUCCAUUUGCGUAAAAUUCCUUGCAGCUCGGAUGUGAGCUUAAAGGAGCUUGCUCAUCUCACAGAGGGCUGUACUGGUGCUGACAUAUCAUUGAUUUGCCGGGAGGCAGCUGUUGCAGCUCUUGAGGAGAGCCUUGAUGCUGAAGAAGUAACAAUGUGUCACUUAAAAGCUGCAAUCAGACAAGCACGACCGUCAGAGAUUCAGUUGUAUCAAGAGCUAUCAGCUAAGUUUGAAAGGCUUGUUCAUUCCAGUACUAUAGAAAAGACACUAGGAUCUCAACAGUGCUCAAUUACAUCGACUGGGCUACCCUUUUGCCGGACCCUGAUAAAAUCCAUGUCACAGUUCUUUGCUCGUUUCCCAGCAGCCCUCCUACACUCAAAGUCUGCUACAAAUGGUUAAACCACAAAUACGAUUGAUUUCAUAACUUAAAACACAUGGAAUUCCUGCUGCUUUCUAAAGAAUGGAGUCGUGAUUUCAUGUUUAUUUCAAAAGCGGUCUUUUGGCAGUGAGAUGGAGUUCAGUUUGUCCUGGUUUCGGUGGUGGUGAUACAGCAGUAGUGCCAUAAGCCCCAUGGUCAUAGAAGAAUGGUAGAGGCAAUGGAACCACAAUUUUGACUCCGCUGGUAUGUUUGUAAAUGUAACUUUACCUGACUGACCUUGUUUUCUUAAUGAUUAUGACACAGUUUUGUGCUUUGGUUUCCGAAUGCACUCCUUCAGAAGGAAUGAGAGGAAACGGCAUUAUCUGUCAAAGUGCUAUUUCCAGGGAGAAAGCUCCCUACACCAAUCAAACAAGGGGCUUUUUGCUAACCCAAAAAGUUAUGGAUUCUUAAUACUAACGUACCAAUUUUUUGUUUCGUCAAAA
Theobroma umbraticum is the source of this 3892-nucleotide messenger RNA. RefSeq names its product Cam interacting protein 111 (gene CIP111). The record is from RefSeq and is a predicted model, not a curated record. Gene Ontology annotation, cellular component: chloroplast; cytoplasm. NCBI's taxonomy places the organism in Eukaryota, Viridiplantae, Streptophyta, Magnoliopsida, Malvales, Malvaceae. Gene Ontology annotation, molecular function: ATP binding; ATP hydrolysis activity.